AUGCGCCGACCCGAAACCUUCAAGAUUGAUAUCCUUAUGUACAAGGGAACCUAUGAAGGUUUCCUCUUGAGAUGGUUUGUCGAGUUAGACGACGCCAUUAGGGCCCGUCACAUUGAGAUUGACAAGAUGCAAGUCGCCUUCACUCUGUCAAAUUUGACAGGACGAGCAAAGACUUGGGUCUUAGGGCUCAAGCUUCACGACCCAAACGUGUUUGAGUCGUUGAAGAUCUUGAAGUCUCGUCUUGAAGAAUCGUUUGAGCCGCCACGAGCCGAGUUCAGGACACGCUCUGCACUCCUGAGGCUCAAAGAAGGUAAGCGUGAUGUGCACGCUUACGCACAACACCUACGCUACCUUGCGAGCAGCGUCACGGAAUACCCUGUUGAUGAGCACACGCUCACUAACGGCUUCAUCUACGGUCUUUUAGAUGGGUCGGUGAAGACCUAA
Molecule: messenger RNA, 444 nt
Organism: Peronospora matthiolae
Lineage: Eukaryota; Oomycota; Peronosporomycetes; Peronosporales; Peronosporaceae
Source: the annotation of a GenBank genome assembly